Molecule: messenger RNA, 1703 nt
Organism: Colletotrichum acutatum
Lineage: Eukaryota; Fungi; Ascomycota; Sordariomycetes; Glomerellales; Glomerellaceae
Exons: 7
Coding region: 1-1587 (528 amino acids)
Source: RefSeq, a predicted model, not a curated record
AUGCUCGGGAAUGAGAACACUCAACAAUGGCAUAACAACCAGAUUGAAGAAGAGAUGAGAAAAGCCCUAGACAAGGACUAUGAUGUCUGCCAAGGCGUGAUUGAAGACAUUGCUGGCGCGGCGCAAAGCUUCCAGGACGACUUCCGAUGCUUCGAUGGGCUCGCGGCAGAAUGCCGACUCGCAAAAGAGAGGACUGACUGGUCAUCCCAAUCCCAGGGCGAAAGUCUCAAAGACGCUGUGCGCCGGCUUCGCGGACGGGUGAAAAUCUCACUGGACGAAUCCAGGUUCGAGAAACAUAUCCAAGAUCUGCGAGCGUCCAUCGACGACCUAAGACGUAUCCGAGAGCAGAGGAGUGAGCUGAGGCGAAAUAAGAAUGAGCUCAUAGCGACGAAGCCACUUCGUGGGAAACUAAGCCAAGAAUACGGGCAUAUCGGUCAAGUUAGGAGGGCAUCGAAAGCCUUCCAUGGAGCCCUUGCUAAGCUUGAGUUACUCGGCAUGCGCCAUACUGUCCGACUAUUUCUGGAUACCACGGUCAAAGACGGUGUUCAGAUGCAUGUUGCUAUAUCCUGCAUGGGCCAUGAGCUUACUGAUAGGGCUAUGGCACAGGAAAGGCUCGCUAGAAUUCUAAUACGGACCUGGAUUGCUGAAACCGACAACUCUACGUCAGGUAUACCUGGUCCAGACGAAAGGCCCCGGCAGAAACGAAGAAAGGUUCGCUUUUCGGAAGACGCACGAGAAGAGGCCGACAAAGAAAAUGACAAGUUUGACGCAACGAGGGGUGCUCAUCAUCACCAGGGCUCAUCGGUCAACUUGUGCUCAAAGGCCUUGGAUAGCGUCUUCAACUUCGCCUCGGAAGGGGUCUGUAGCGAUCAAUGUCUCGGCUCAUCGCAAGAUCCAUUCCGGCAUUCGAUUUACCCGGGAUCCGUGGACAGCCACAACCAUAUCAUGGCCACGUCUCAAGCUCUGAUGUCAAUGAAUGACGUGUUAAUGACUCCCGCCGAGACCACGCUUUCCAUUAUCGACCAACUCAAACUGGCUCGUGAUAUGGUGAGCGCGGUUGUCAAAUUUUACUCGACACCGUGGCUGAGAGAAUACUUCACCCUGCGGGACCUCUCCUUCUUUCAAAUGAGCGGGGACUUUUCCAGGUGCCUUCGGACCCUUCAUCUAGGCUUCGACUUUGUCCAGUCAUCCGCCGCAAGCCUACCACAAAGCAUGGAGGGGAUAGAGGCGACGGCCAUGCCCGACAGCAGCGACGGCGGCCUUAACGAAGUAGAGACCGCCGCUGAGCGCGCAAAGUUGGAGUACGGUAUACGUAACCUGACACUUUGGAGCCUCGGCAUUACUCUGCUUCAGAUCGGCCGGUGGUCGAGCCUAGAGGCCCCGGAAGACGUUCUCAGCGUUCGGAAGCUAUCGCGACAGGUCCCUACAUUGGGUCCGAAGUAUAGAGACCUCACCAGGAAGUGUCUCGAGUGUGACUUCGGGUUCGGUGACGACUUGUUGAAGCCGCGCUUGCAGCAGGCUGUGUACGAGAGCGCGGUGUGCGAGUUGAGCGAUAUGAUCAAGACCCUCGAUGUCAGCGAUGAUUGAAGGUGUUGGUAGUUUUCUAAGAUAGUUGGCAUUAAGCUGACGGACAGAAAAGGCUGCAGUAGCUGUAGAUAAUUGGUAAGGCUAUGGAAACCUCAAAUCGUAUCAUUUCAUAGUGG